This is a messenger RNA of Girardinichthys multiradiatus, 4938 nucleotides long. Its product is annotated as zinc finger and SCAN domain-containing protein 2-like. The transcript is spliced from 3 exons. Gene Ontology annotation, biological process: regulation of transcription by RNA polymerase II. Lineage: Eukaryota; Metazoa; Chordata; Actinopteri; Cyprinodontiformes; Goodeidae. The coding region runs from base 465 to 3947 and encodes 1160 amino acids. Gene Ontology annotation, molecular function: RNA polymerase II cis-regulatory region sequence-specific DNA binding; DNA-binding transcription factor activity, RNA polymerase II-specific. The record is from RefSeq and is a predicted model, not a curated record.
GUCAUAGCACAAUGAGGCAGAACUGUUUGAAAAAAAACAUCCUCACGGAGGAGCUCGUCUCGAUACAACAGUGAUGAUGUACCUCGAUGCGUGAUUUAAAAAAAGUCUAUGCUCUUCGUUUAAAGACAAUCUAAAAUCAUCGUUCAUUCCAAACUCCGAUAGUAUUUGCAGCUUGCCUUUAACCGAUUUUUUCCCCCUGUUUUGUCAACAACCUGAGGGAGACUAGUUAGCCUCUGAGCUAACCGAGAAGCUAACUCCUCGAAGACAAGAAGCAACCAGUUUCGUUUAACGAAAAGCACAAAAACGACUUCAAAGAGAAAAUAGUGGACAUUAACUGGAUCUUGGACUGUUUUAUUCUUUUUCUCAGAGGAGAGAAAAACGGGUUUGAACGGUCUUCUUAUUGAUCACUUUCUCAUUACUGCGGGGAUCUCCGAUCUUGACCAUAAAGAACCAAAUGUCAGGCAAUGAAGGAGGAGCAGAAGGAACCAGAACACCAGCCAACAGUAAUGAUGAGCGCGGACCAAGAAUCUCCAUCGAUCAAAGAAGAACAGGAAGAGUUUUGCCUCUUUCAGGAUGAAGGGCAGCUUUUAAUUAAGCAGGAGAUAGAAACCGUUAUGGUGACUUCUGCCCAUGAGGAAGAUGUCUGCGAUGAACCAGAUCUUCAGCAGAUGAGGGAGAUCAGUGCAAAACCAGAACCUUUGCAGGUUAAAGAUGAUCUAGAACCUGUACAGAUUAAAGAAGAACACGAGGAGUCAGAAGCUGUACAGAUUAAAGAGGAAGAGGAUGAUCUCUGCAGUAAUCAGGAUGAAGAGCAGCUUCUAGUGAAGCAAGAGACUGAAACCCUGAUGGGGACUCCUUCAGAUGAGGACAGUAAACCAGAACCAAACAAAGACCAACUUUUUUCUGCAAACUCGCCUAUAGCUGAAAAUCAUCAUCAGCAAGGAAGCAAUGAGAAAGACUCCGGAUCAACUGAAGACAAAGAUCUGAAGCCAGGAAAGAGACGGCGUAAGAAAAAGUUGCCCUCCUGUGAAAUAUGUGGUAAAAGUUUCACUCAGCUUAGGUACCUGACUGCUCACCUAAGAACUCACAAAGAUGGGAAACCUUUCCAGUGUGAGACCUGUGGAAAAGGUUUCACCAAGCAGAACAAUCUGACUGUCCACAUGAGCAUUCACACGGGAGAGAAGCCUUAUCCUUGUGAACUGUGCGAUAAAUCUUUCAGAACCACUAGUCAGUGGGCCAGCCACACAAAAAUUCACAUAGCUGGGAAGCCUUUCCGGUGUGUGACCUGUGGAAAAACCUUUACCAAACAAAAUAACUUGACUAAACAUGUAAGAGUUCAUACGGGUGAGAAGCCCUACCCCUGUGAAUUGUGUGAUAAAUCCUUCAGAACCACAAGUCAAUGGGCCAGCCACACCAGAACCCACACAGGUGAGAAGCCUUGUUCAUGUCCGACAUGUGGAAAAGGUUUCUCCAGACGAUACGACCUGAAUGUCCACAUGAGAACUCACACAGGCGAGAAGCCCUUUUCAUGUCACAUUUGUGGAGAGCGUUUCAUCAGGAAGAUCACCUUCAAUUUUCACGUGAGAGCUCACACAGAAGGGAAACCGUAUACGUGUGAGGUCUGCGAUUCGUCUUUCAAUUACAGCUAUGAUUUGGCUCGUCACACGAGAAUUCACACAGGCGAGAAGCCGUUUUCAUGCCUGACCUGUGGAAAAACGUUCAGGGAACGAGGUAGUCUAAAUGGACACAUCCGAGUUCACACAGGUGAGAAGCCUCAUCUCUGUUUGGCUUGUGGAAAAAGUUUUGCUCGGAAGCAUAACUUAACUAUUCACAUGAGAACUCACACAGGUGAGAAGCCGUAUUCUUGUGAUAUAUGUGGAAGGUCUUUUACUGACAAUACUAUAUUGAUCAAUCAUGUCAGAACCCACUCAGGUGAGAAAUCUUUUUCAUGUCCUUAUUGUGGCAAAAGUUUCACCAAAAAAUACACGUUGACUGUUCACACGAGAACUCACACAGGUGAGAAGCCGUUUUCCUGCGAGUCGUGUGGCGAGGGCUUCAUUUCCAGAGGUAAACUGACUAAACACGUGUGUAACCAAAUGGAGAUGAAAGAGCAACAGCAGGAACCAGAAUCCCGGCUGAUGAUAAGAGAAGAGAUCAAAGAAGAAACAGAACCUCGACCAAUUAAAGAGGAACAUGUUGAAUUGUGCAUCUUUAAGUGUCAUGGACCACUUUUGGUAAAACCGGACACCAACAGCUUCAUGGUGACUCCUGUGUAUAAGGACGUACGGUGCCAGGAAUCGGAAGUGCAGCAGAUGAUGGAAAUUAAAGAGGAACAGGAGGAACCAGAACCUGCACAGAUUAAAGAGGAACAGGAGGAACCAGAACCUGCACAGAUUAAAGAGGAACAGGAGGAACCAGAACCUGCACAGAUGAAAGAGGAACAAGAGGAACCAGAACCUGCACAGAUUAAAGAGGAACAGGAGGAACCAGAACCUGCACAGAUUAAAGAGGAACAGGAGGAACCAGAACCUGCACAGAUUAAAGAGGAACAGGAGGAACCAGAACCUGCACAGAUGAAAGAGGAACAGGAGGAACCAGAACCUGCACAGAUUAAAGAGGAACAGGAGGAACCAGAACCUGCACAGAUUAAAGAGGAACAGGAGGAACCAGAACCUGCACAGAUUAAAGAGGAACAGGAGGAACCAGAACCUGCACAGAUUAAAGAGGAACAGGAGGAAAUCUGCUGUGAUCAGCAUGAAGAUCAGCUUGUAUUGAAGCAGGAGACUGAAGCCUGUAUAGUGACUCCUAUUUAUGAAGAAAAGGAUAACAGUGAACCAGAACCAAACAAGAACCAAGUCAUUUUUGCAAAUUUCCCUGAAGUUGAGAACCAACAUCAGCAAGGAAGCAACCAGAAAGACCCAGGAUCAGGUAGCGAUAAAGACCUGGAGCCAGAGAAGAGACAUCAGGACACCAGAAAUUAUGGGGACAAUGAGAACAAUCCAAAACCAAAGCGGCGUAAAAAGAUUUUGCCCACCUGUGAAGCGUGUGGGAAAAGUUUUACUCAGCUUAGGUACUUAACUGCUCACCUAAGAACUCACACAGGUGGGAAGCCUUUUAAAUGUGAGACCUGUGGAAAAGGUUUUAUUAAGCAGAAUAACUUGACUAAACAUGUGAGGAUUCAUACGGGUGAGAAGCCCUACCCCUGUGAAUUUUGUGAUAAAAAAUUCAGAACUAGCAGUCAGUGGGAUAGUCACACUAGAACCCACACAGGCGAGAAGCCAUUUUCAUGUCUGAAUUGUGGAAAAUGUUUCUAUCGACGAUAUGACUUGACUAUCCACACUAGAACUCACACAGGCGAGAAGCCCUUCUCUUGUCAGAUUUGUGGAGAGCGUUUCAUCAGAAAGACCACCUUUAAGAUUCACGUGAGAGCUCACACGGAAGAGAAACCGUAUACCUGUGAGGUCUGUGGCUCAUCUUUCAGGCUUGGCUACGAUUUGGCUCGUCACAUGAGAAUUCACACAGGUGAGAAGCCGUUCUCAUGCCUGACCUGUGGAAAAAGUUUCAGGGUGAGAAGUAGUUUAAAUGAACACCUGAGAGUUCACACAGGUGAAAAGCCUCACCUGUGUCUGACUUGUGGAAAAAGUUUUACUCGGAAGCGUAACUUGACUAUUCACAUGAGAAUUCACACAGGCGAGAAGCCGUAUUCUUGUGAUGUUUGUGGUAAAUCCUUCUCUGACAACACUGUACUGAUCAGUCACACAAGAACCCACACAGGUGAGAAGCCUUUUUCAUGUCAGGUAUGUGGAAAACGUUUUGCCAAGAAAUACACACUGACUGUGCACAUGAAGACUCACACACGCGAGAGGCCGUAUUCCUGCCAGUCGUGUGGCGAGGCCUUCACUUCAAGACGUAAACUGACUAAACACGUCUGCAGAGGUAAUCCCUAGAAUGUCCUGCAAACAUUAGCGAUGGAUGGUUUUAUGAAUGAAUAAAGAUCUCCAUCCCUGCUACACCUGGAGUCCCAGCGCCAUCUGCUGGACAUAUAAAAGCCACAGGAAGGUUUACUGUAGAUUCUCUAAAAUGGCUUCAUUCUUCUGGUCUUCUCGGAUGCUGGCGAUGUCCUCAUUAUAUUUUCUAUGUUGUUAGAAUAAUUAACGGUUUUGUGUAAUCACAGGUGGACUAAAGUCAUGCUUCGGUGUCCUGCUUACAUCAGCUGGACUUAAGGUUUCUUGAGGCUAGGAUAGAAGACCAACCCCUACAAAUGAUGAUUUUGUGCAUUGUUUUGCUGUUGGAUCAUCUUAUUGUCCCUAUAAACAUGAUGUUAGCCAUCAGUCAUAAUAUCAACUUUCAAUGUGGUUGAAUCUGUUUGAAAUGAUGUGCCUGACUCCUUCCUGCGACGCUGAUGGUCCGAAUCAUUGUUCAGUUGGUCGGCAUUCUAAAGAAUUCACAAAAUUCUGGUUUAACUAACUAUAACUGAUUGCAAAAUAUUCAUUUAAAGUAUUUCUCACUUGUGUAAUAAGGGUGGUGGUGCUUUUUGAUUCGAUUUUUGACUUAAUUGUGUCACAUCAAAGAAUAAAAGUUUUUUUAAUUUCAUUUUAAAUUCAACAAAUAAAAUGCAACAAGGUUUUUCUAACAAUAUUCUAUAUUGGCUGAUGGAGAUAGUUUGAUGUCAUUUUACUGACAGGAUAUCUAACAACUACUACAGGCAAAAGAGUUCAAAUGUUCAGUGCUGUAAGCAUCUGAGUUAUGUUCAUGUUGCAAACAGAAAGAAAUACAAUAUUCAUCAUUAAUGGAAGGUGACUGAAAAUACAUUUAAAUUAAGUUAAAUCCAUACUAAAAAUAUGAUGUUAAAAUAUACAGAUAAGAUUAUGUUGAAAAAAUAUUUACAGACUUGAGCUACAUGAGUGAGUGAAUGAAUAAAUGAAUGCAUGAAUCAUA